Messenger RNA from Drosophila grimshawi, 2069 nucleotides. Its product is annotated as dnaJ homolog subfamily C member 11. Lineage: Eukaryota; Metazoa; Arthropoda; Insecta; Diptera; Drosophilidae. The transcript has 6 exons. The coding region runs from base 220 to 1836 and encodes 538 amino acids. The record is from RefSeq and is a predicted model, not a curated record. Gene Ontology annotation, biological process: cristae formation.
UAUGAUAUUUCGUGUUUCAUCACACGUGUUGUUAUUAUUGCGUAAAGUACAAAAAGAGCAGUACAAAAAAAAUAUAUAUAUUUCAAAAUUUUUAUCAAAAUUGAAUCAUAGAAGGUCGUCACAACCGAUGCUGGAGCUGCUGCUGCUGCUUUCGUACACCCGGCACAUUAGACACUCUGAGCAUAAGCUGUCGCUUGUCGAACUGUGAAACUCGGCGAUAUGGCAUCGGACAACGAAUCCGACGCCGAACUCGAUGAGAACUAUUACACAUUUCUCAACUUGCCGCGAGAUGCAACCGGCGAACAGAUUAACACCGCCUACCGAAAUCAGAGCCGCAUUUAUCAUCCGGACAAACACUUGGAACCGGAUAGCAAGAAGCGGGCCGAGAUGAUGUUCAAUCGAACGAAACGGGCCUACGAAGUACUCUCUGAUCCGCACCAGCGUGCUAUCUACGAUUCGAUUGGCGAGAAGGGUCUAAAAACCGAGGGCUGGGAAAUAGUGCAUCGAACGAAAACGCCGGCAGAGAUCCGGGAUGAGUACGAUCGAUUGGCACAGGCGGCUGCCGAGCGACGCUUGCAGCAGCGCACUAAUCCUCGUGGCAAUAUCACCAUCAAUGUAAAUGCAACAGAAAUAUUUACUCCGUACGACGAUUCGGAGAUGCCGCGCGUGGAGAUCGGUUCGAUGAGCAUUGCCCAGUCGAUUGAGGCACCCAUAACGCGCAAGGACAUGAUCAUCAUGAGCGGCAAUCUCUACUCGUCCAAUGGCACAGGCAAUGGUGGAUUUAUGAUUGCGGGUCGUCGCCUGCUUAACAAGGGCUGGAUGGAGGUGUGCCUCGGCGCCGGCAAUGGUUUCCUCUUGGGUCUCAAGGGUGGACGGACGCUGACUUCGAAGCUGACACUCAACGGCGGCACAAACAUGAAUUUCCGGGAGAACGGUGUAAUACCCGCGGUCUUCUCCUCGCUAGCCGUGCAGCUGGACAAGCACACCGUUGGCAGCUUAACACUGAACGCCGGUCCUCAGUCAUCCAUGUCUACGCAAAUCGAUCACUCCAACGAUCUGCAUGCAAUCAGCACAAGCUUUGUGAUCGGAACACCUCACAUUUACUUUGGCAUCUCCUACACGCGAAAGAUGAUGGAGAACGAACUGAAGUUGAAGUUGGCGACGAAAGUGGGCACAUUUGGCUUUUUGGGCGAAUAUGGAGUGGAGAAGAAGGUUUCUAAAUACAGUUCGGUAAUCGCAAGCGUAUCCAUUGGCGUGCCUUCUGGAGUCAUACUCAAAUUAAAAAUAAUCCGUUCAAAUCAGUCGUAUGUGUUUCCCAUACAUCUGAGCGAUGAAAUUGUGCCUGCAGCUGUUUUUUACGCCUCAGUGACCCCGAUAAUUGCGUGGUAUAUUGUGAAAAAGACAAUCAUGGAUCCCAUGGAAGCGGAUCGCAAGAGCAUCGAAGUUGAGCGGACAAAGCGUCAGAAUGAGCAGCGCUUAACGGCAAAGAAAUUUGAGGCAAUGGCAGCCAUACACCUGAUGCAGAACACCUACAACCGCAUCCUGAACGAGGAGCAGGAUCGACGGGGUCUAGUUGUAAAGAGAGCAAUCUAUGGUUGCCUAAAUGAGGGCAGCACGCAAUUUAAGCCAGAAGCAUCGCACGAUGUCACAAUACCCAUUCAAUGUCUAGUCAGGGACAGUACGUUGCAGCUGUACGAGUCAUCAAAGAGCGAUUUACCUGGUUUCUAUGAUCCGAGUCUGGGUGACGACAAGAUUUUACGCAUAGAAUAUACACACAAUGAUGUAUUAAAAACUGUCAAUAUAAAGGAUAAAGAGCCAUUGCGACUGCCAGCAUAGAACGAACGCAAAAUGCAUCUUGUAUAAAUCUUCAGUUGUGUGUUUGAGAAUUGUUUUUAUAAUUCCUCGUAGCCGUACAAAAACAUAAAUACAAAAAAUGCCUAAAAUAGUCAAAUUCCGCAGUGCUUCUAUUUCAUAUUAUUCAUAUUAAUGAAUGAACAAACAAGUACAAUAUUUAUUCAUAAUCAUAAUCAUAAUAAUGUAAAUUUAGUCAAUAAAGCAAAAGACGAAAC